ACGUCAUUUAAUUGGUUACAGCAUGGUAACAGCAGCACCCACCCAGCGUGUCCGAGUUUUUGAACAGCCUUUUGACCAUUGGGUUUGCGAAGUUCUUUGCCACGUCGAGCGCGCGGGAGCACCUAAAGCUGAAAAGUGGGCGAAGUGUUUAGAGGGUUUGGGUUUAGCUACUGCCAACUCAAUUUGGUAUUGAAUUAGUAGGUGGGUAGACAGAGAAGUGUGAACUUCACUCAACUGUGAAGUUUUACGGAAGAUAGUGUGGUUCGUAUAUUCAAAUACCGUAGGUAUUUGAAAUAACUUGUGGAGGAUCUAUGAAUUACACCCUACUCUGACGGCCUUGUGGAGAACAUAGCUGAAGGGAUACAUCUUCAAGAAUAAGAGCGGCGCUGUCCGUUCCCGCGCCCCUCGCCGCCUGUCAAUGCACUCCAGGAUGGGCCCGUCGCGCGGUCACCAGCGUAUUCUCGUGACGGUGGCCGUACUGGUGGCCCUGGCCGGUGUGGUGCAGUUCUGGCGACUGCGGACAGUGAACGCCGACCUCACCAACCAGCUGAUGCGGGUGGAAGGGCUCCUGCAGGAAGCCGAAAAGAAAUCUUCAAUGAUCGACUCGCAAAGGAAAGAAACCUCCGAAGACCUCAAGAAAGUAAACGCCAAACUACAACAGCUCCAGAUCACAAAAGACGAGGAUUCCAUGAGAUGCAAGCAGCUUCAGGAAGACAUGGAAGAGAUAAUGGAGAAAAAGUCGGCCCUUCAAAAGGAGCUGGAUGACGAUAAAGCCACCCAUAACGGCGAGCUGCACGACAUGGCCAGUAAGCUGAAGACGCUGCAGUCUGAGCUGACGGAGAGCCGGCGUCAGAGCGACGCCGAGGUGGCCGCACUCCGCCAGCAGCUAGCCGAGGCCGAGCAGACGGUCGGCGACACCGCCUCGUGCCGCGCUCAGCUGACCCACGCGCAGACGGAGCUGAUCAAGUGCCAGUCGAUGCCGGCUGUCCAGCCGGCGGCCCCCAGACAGCCGGGCACCGCCGACACCGGCCCCGCCGCCGCUGCAGUCGUCCCCGGUGAUAACGGUUCCAAGUGGCCCGGCCUGGUCGCCCCGAAGCCUCAGCUGGGUCAGCAGCUGUUUGAGAGUGCCGGCCUGUCCGGAGGGUUCCAGCAGGCGCAGGGCCAGGUGGUCGCCGCGCGCCGCGUGCUGCCCACGCCGCCGGGCGCAGCGGCCGCGGCCGUGGGCCCAAAGUCAAGCAGUACGACCUCUAGCGUGAGGCCGGCCGUGGCUGACGCGCUGGAGACGCUCGACAAACCGCAGGGCGGGGAGGAGGCGGCGGAGGGGGCCGGAGUGCUGGCGGCGCCCCACCAGCUUCCCGAGCGACAGGAGGAGAAAGAGGAGGAGGAGGGAGGAGAGGGAGAGCAACAGGAGGAGGGCGACCAGGACGGAGACGGCGGCAUCCAGUACCCGAUGGACGACGGUAAAGCAGACGCGAUGGACGACCAUCCCGAUACUGAAAACGAGGCCAAGGACGCCGAGCUCAUCAAGGGCCUGAAGGAGCUGUCCAACAAGAGCGGCCAGGGCGCCGACCAGCAGCCCGGGCCGGCCGAAGGUGAGCUGUCCGGCCCGGAGAUGGGCGCCGUGCCGCCGCCGGACCUCACCGGUGGGGUCGAGCCGCAUCUGCCGCUCCGAUAAACUCCCAGCAACCCAAAAUCGGUGCGUGACGUCACUGGUGGAUUGGUGACGUCAGCGGUGGCCAUCCUGUGACGUCACUGGCGAUCUGGCGACGUCAGCGGUGGCCGGCGGCGGGCGGUGCGAGGCGCCGUGUCCGCCCCAUAUGACCAGCCGCCGCCCUAUCCGCUGUAGUUCCGGUGAAUUGUGAGGCGCUGGCAGAGUCCGCGGCUCCGAAUUGGACACCACAAGUGCCUGGCAUGUGUUGUGAGUGUGACUGCCGGCAGCAGAAAGCCUCGCUGGAUGAACGAUGCGGCCCGCGCUGACGGUGCCUGCAUAGACAGAGAUUAUUCAGCGGGGCAGGGAGGUUGUGCUUAAUGACAGGCACUGGCUGGCGUCUGGGCGGCGUUUCACUGGACGCUGCUGUCGCAUUUCGCGAGCUGACGUCACAGAUUGUGGCAGUGUUGAAGAUAGGAGUUUGUUGAUGCCUCCUUGGGAACCCAAUUUGGCACGUUUACUGGCAGCGCGCUAGCAGCGGCCGUGAAACACCGCCCUGGUAUCUCGUGUCUGAGUGAUGGAUCGGCAUUUUUUGGCAUUGCUAACUCAUUUUACACUUGACAUUCUUUCUGAUCUCUUCGCUCUGGGUCGGGAGUUCGGUUGGACCUUUCACACUCGUUGCAGCCGAUUUGUCUGAAUACAGCUAGAGGCUAAGAAAUAUCAUGAAUGCCGCUCUGAUUGACGCUGGACGCCUUGUUAUGUUACAAUUCAUAUCAGUUAUGUUUCUGAUUGGCCAGGGUAUGCUAUGUUAGUUCUAGAAUGAAUUUGCUCGUCUGAUAACUUAAAUUUGUGUCAUUUUGCUGAUUGAUGUCGCUUGUGCUCACGCCAGUUGUGCAUUUACAGCGGGUAAGUUUGCGCGUCCCGCCUCGUUUGAGGUUAUUUUAUUCCAGAUCCGCUGAACAGAGGAAUGUUUCCGAAAGCUGUGGCCAGAAAGCACCGCACACGGUCAUGGACCAACUCGCUGUAUGAUAUAAUUUAUUUUUAGUUUAGGUAGAGUCCUUUACCGACAAAUAUUCCGGCGUGCGCAAAGACGUGGACAGUUUCAUGCAGCAAACUGCUGCUUGUGUGUGGUUUCUGCACAGUUGGACGGUGUUACGUGAUAUCGAUGUUGUUGGGUGGCGUGAAGUUUUACGUGCAGUAUGAUAAUAUGUCCGUCGCUUUCUUAUAAUGGACUACUCACUUAUUUGAGAAGACGUGGAUCAAUAAAGUUGUUUGCAUUCGUAUA
Amphibalanus amphitrite is the source of this 2933-nucleotide messenger RNA. RefSeq lists its product as uncharacterized. Lineage: Eukaryota; Metazoa; Arthropoda; Thecostraca; Balanomorpha; Balanidae. The coding region runs from base 419 to 1675 and encodes 418 amino acids. The transcript has 9 exons. The record is from RefSeq and is a predicted model, not a curated record.